Molecule: messenger RNA, 1140 nt
Organism: Bathycoccus prasinos
Lineage: Eukaryota; Viridiplantae; Chlorophyta; Mamiellophyceae; Mamiellales; Bathycoccaceae
Exons: 1
Coding region: 1-1140 (379 amino acids)
Source: RefSeq, a predicted model, not a curated record
AUGAGGACGACGACGACGACAGACGCGUUUCUCCGCGCUUUAGCGCAUUCGAAAAGCGUCGAGACGCAGACGCUUUUAUUGGACGAGAUGCUUCGUUCUCUGAUAUCUGAAACUGAAUCUCUGGACGACGACGACGACGAAGACCGAGCGUGGUUUUUAGAUUUGAGACCGAGAGAGAAGUACCAGAAGCACUCUUUGUCGCGCUCUGUGAAUAUUCCGUUCGAUGAAAUCAGCGGUUCGUUCCACUUGCUGCCGCCAAGAGAGACGCCUUUUUCGGUUUUCGUAGAAGAGGGGAGAGACGACGACGAAGAGAGUUUGGUGUCGUCGUUUGAGAACCAACGAGAAACUUUUCAGAGAGGAGAUUUCAAAGGCGUUCAGUGGAACAUUAAAUACGCUUUCGUCUACAACGAGCAUUUUAUCAACGCGGUGAACGCAAAAAUGCUGAAGAUGCAGAAGGAUUCGUCGCUCGGAAACGGCGUUGAUACGCACGACGUUCUCGCGCUCAAUAACGAAAAGAAGAAAAAUAAGAGGAGGUUGUGGGAACCUUCACCUUCGGUUAAGGAGUUGUACAAAACGUUUUUAUCAUCGUCAGAGACGAAUAAUAAUAAAAAUAAUAACAACAAUAAUAGUAGCAGCAUCGUCCUCGAUUUAGGUUCAGGCGUUGGGCGCGAUUCCGUUUAUCUCGCGUCCAAAGGUUUCGACGUGCUCGCUUGCGAUUUCGACCAAAAAGCUUUAACGAGAACGCAGGAAAUGGCAAGACUUCAUGGCGUCGAAGAUAAGGUGAAAGUUUUGAAGUGGGAUGCGAGAAAUGACGACGCUUUUAUGUGCGCUUUGAGUAGCGUCGAUGAUGUUUCUCGGUUAAAACUCGUCCUUGGCGUUCGCUUCUGUCACAAACCAUUAUUCGCUCAAAUCGUGAAACACAUGCCCGCGGAGAGCGAUUGUUUCUUCGCGUGGUUUCACUUCGCCAAAGGCUGCGAGCAUUCCAAAGUUGGCCGGCCAAACAAAGAGAAAGAUUUAAUCGCGCCGAACGAAGAGCUGCGAUCAAUUUUUACCAAGAACGAAGGAUUCGAAGUUUUGAAAGAUGACGUCUCGUUCAUUUCGGAUGGUCGUCCUUCCGCAAAUUUCAUCGCGAGAAGAUGA